AUGACGGCGAGCUUUGAACGCGAGCGCGCUGUUGCCGAGGCGGCCGUCCUGCGGGCCGCCCGCCUCACCAAGAAGAUCCAGUCCCAAGUUAGCGCCGUGUCCAAGGCCGAUGCGACGCCCGUUACCGUCGCCGACUUUGCCGCGCAAGCGCUCCUCAUCAGCGCCCUGCACGCCGCCUUUCCCGGCGACGCCUUCCUCGGCGAGGAGGACUCCUCGGCGCUGCGGAGCGACGCGCAGCUGCGCGACAAGGUCUACGAGCUGGUCGUAUCGUCAGCCGGGACGACCGACCCCGACGAGGCGGCGGCGGCGCUGGCGAGCCCCUCUUCGGUCGAGGACAUGCUCGACAUGAUUGACCUCGGCGGCGCCGGCCAAGGCGGCCCCACGGGCCGAUUCUGGGUCAUGGACCCCAUCGACGGCACCGCGACGUUCCUCAAGGGCCAGCAGUACGCCGUCGCGCUCGCGCUGAUUGAGAAUGGCCGCGAGGUCGUCGGCGUGCUGGCCUACCCGAGCCUGGAAGUCGCCGACGACGGCAAGAUCUACGACGACACCGUCUCCGGUGCAGACGGCCUGGGCGUGCUCCUCGCCGCCGUCAAGGGUCAGGGCGCCACGAUCCGGCACUUUCCUUCCCAGAGCGCCGCGUCGCUGUCGUCGUCGCCCGCGACGCCGCUGGCUGCGCCGCUAGAGGGCGCGGCCGACCUGCGGGAUCUGCGCUUCGCCGACUGCCAGCGGUCCUCGUCGACCAACCACGGCCUCGUACGGCGCGUCGCGGAGCGCAUCGGCGCGCGGUACCCGGGGCUCGACCUAUGGGCGAGCCACGUGAGGUACGCGGCGCUGGUGCUGGGCGGCGCGGACGCCUGGGUGCGGCUCGGCGCGCGGGACAGCGCCGUCUUCUACAUCUGGGACAAUGCGGGCGCGCAGCUCAUCUUCACGGAGCUCGGCGGCAGGAUCACCGACUUUGACGGCAGGGAGAUUGACUUUGGCGCCGGGCGCGGCCUGGAUGCGAAUCGAGGCAUGAUUGCGGCGCGGGCGAAUGUGUUUGAUGUGCUCUUCGCGACGGCGAAUGAGCUGCUGGCAGCGGAAAAGGAAGGGACAAGUUGA
This is a messenger RNA of Akanthomyces muscarius, 1098 nucleotides long. RefSeq lists its product as uncharacterized. Gene Ontology annotation, molecular function: 3'(2'),5'-bisphosphate nucleotidase activity. The transcript has a single exon. Gene Ontology annotation, biological process: sulfate assimilation. The record is from RefSeq and is a predicted model, not a curated record. The coding region runs from base 1 to 1098 and encodes 365 amino acids. Lineage: Eukaryota; Fungi; Ascomycota; Sordariomycetes; Hypocreales; Cordycipitaceae.